GCCAAAGCUAUGAAUGAACUUCAAAGGAACAUAUUUACUGGCUCGAUCAUCUAUCUAGAGUGUCUCUCUUGAUCCAAAGCUGCAGAUAUCCCAUUUUGCAGUUUCUGGGUUUGAAGGUUUUCUUUGGACAGAGAGAUAUGAAGAACCCUGAACUUCUCACAAGGUUAUUGGUGAGGAAUAGCUGAGAAUAUAGUUGCGUGUUUUGGGUGCUAUUUUCUUGGUUGAGAUUGGACAGAGACCCCAACGCUUUUGAUCCUGAGUCUCGGUAACGGCUUUGUGUGUGGACUUUUGAUGGAUUCAAACGAACCGUAUUGUUGGGGAAGUAGUAGUUUUAUUCAAAUGGGUGUUCCUCAACCCAUGGUUAAUGGUUCUGAAUACUUGGAAAUUAGUGCAGGCGAUCACCAUUUGUGCGGUUUGAGAAAACCCUUAAUGGGAAAGCACAGAAACACUUCUCUUGUUGAUUGUUGGGGUUACAAUAUGACUACAAACUAUGUGUUCGAUGGGCAGAUGCAGUCUAUCUCAGCUGGUUCUGAGUUCAACUGUGGAUUGUUUUCCCAGAAUAAGAGUGUAUUUUGUUGGGGUGAUGAGACUAGUAGCCGGGUAAUUAGUCUAAUUCCCAAGGAGAUGAGGUUUCAGAAGAUUGCAGCUGGCGGUUUCCAUGUCUGUGGGAUUUUGGAGGGGGUGAAUACAAGGGCUUUUUGUUGGGGAAGGAGCUUGGACCUUGAAGAAGAAAUUUCUGUUGUACAUUCGGGGCUGGCCAAUGUGGACUUGGCUCCAAGUGACCCGAUGCUUUUGGUAGUGGGUGGACGGUUCCACGCUUGUGGAAUCAGGAGCUAUGAUCAUGGAGUGGUUUGUUGGGGUUAUCACGUCGAGAGAAGUACCCCACCACCCAGUGGCAUUAGGCUUUAUGGUAUUGCAGCUGGCGACUAUUUCACUUGUGGAGUUCUAGCUGAAACAUCUCUGCUACCUGUUUGUUGGGGUGUUGAUUUUCCGUCCUCCCUACCAUUAGCAGUUUCUCCUGGACUCUGCAAGCCUAAUUCCUGCUCGACAGGCUUCUAUGAAUUUAGCAAUGGAAGUAAACCUUGCCUGUCUCCUGAUUCUCGUAUUUGCUUGCCCUGCAGCACCGGUUGUCCUGCCGAAAUGUACCCGAAUGCUGAAUGCACUUCAAUGGCUGACAGACACUGCGCAUACAAUUGUUCAAGUUGCAUCUCGGCCGAAUGUUUUUCUAAUUGUUCUUAUUCCAAUGCUACUGUUGGAAAGAAGAAUGGAAGGAGUUGGUCACUUCAAUUGCCAGUCAUUGUUGCAGAGAUUGCUUUUGUCGUGUUCUUGGCGGGUGUUGUAUCUUUGUCUGCAAUAAUAUACGUUCGCUAUAAGUUACGGAACUGCAGGUGCUCAGUUAAAGGCUUGAAAUCCAAAGAAAGUGGUGGGAAUGGUUCUUUUCAAAAAGAGAGUGGUAAAGUUCGGUCCGACUUGGAUGAGUUUAAAAUCAGUAGAGCUCAAAUGUUUACCUAUGGGGAACUUGAGAGAGCCACUAGUGGGUUUAAAGAGGAAUCUCAAGUGGGAAAGGGAAGUUUUUCAUGUGUCUUUAAAGGGGUCUUGAAGGACGGAACAAUUGUAGCAGUUAAAAGAGCUAUUAUUUCUCCAGACAUGAAAAAGAAUGCGAAAGAGUUCCGCACUGAGCUAGAUCUCCUUUCAAGGUUGAAUCAUGCCCAUUUGCUCAACCUACUCGGCUAUUGUGAAGAAGGUGAAGAAAGGCUUCUUGUUUACGAGUUCAUGGCUAAUGGCUCGUUGCAUCAACACCUCCAUGGCAAGAACACGGCCUUAAAAGAGCAAUUAGAUUGGGUAAGGAGGGUUACUAUAGCAGUCCAAGCGGCUCGGGGGAUUGAAUACUUGCAUGGAUAUGCUUGCCCUCCUGUGAUUCACCGAGACAUAAAGUCUUCUAACAUUCUUAUUGAUGAAGAACACAAUGCUCGUGUAGCUGAUUUUGGUCUGUCUUUAUUGGGACCUGCCAAUAGUAGCUCUCCUCUGGCUGAGCUUCCAGCGGGGACUCUUGGGUAUCUUGACCCUGAGUAUUAUAGACUUCAUUACCUUACAACCAAAUCUGAUGUCUACAGCUUUGGUGUUUUACUUUUGGAAAUUCUCAGUGGUCGGAAAGCCAUUGAUAUGCAAUACGAAGAAGGAAAUGUAGUUGAAUGGGCAGUUCCUUUAAUCAAGUCUGGAGUUAUACAAGUGAUUUUGGAUCCUGUUUUAAAACCCCCGUCUGAUCUUGAUGCUCUGAAAAAGAUUGCCAAUGUGGCUAGUAAAUGUGUAAGAAUGAGAGGAAAAGAGAGACCAUCAAUGGAUAAGGUCACAACAGCUUUGGAGCGAGCACUUGCACUAUUGAUGGGUAACCCCAGUAAUGAGCAACCUAUUUUGCCAACGGCGGUGGUGUUGGGAAGCAGUAGAAUGCACAAAAAGUCAUCUGAAAGAUCGUCUAACCGGUCAGCCUCGGAAACUGAUGUGGUUGAUUCCGAAGACCAAAGGUUUGAAUUCAGGGCACCUUCGUGGAUCACUUUUCCAAGUGUUGCUUCAUCUCAAAGGAGGAAGUCCUCAGUUUCAGAUGCCGAUGUUGAUGGAAAGAACUCGGAAGCCAGAAACUUGGGAAAUGCAGGAAGUGUUGGUGAUGGAUUGAGAAGUUUGGAAGAAGAAAUUGGGCCAGCUUCUCCUCAAGAACACUUGUUCUUGCAGCACAACUUCUAAUGAUAAUUUGAGGUAAAGUAAGAAAACAUGUUCAAAAAAAUUUAAUUCAUUUUGGUGGGCAAUGAUGGAAGAAAUGUAUAGUGAAGCACAGGAAUGAUGUAAUUUUCUUGAUUACCACUACUUUGGCAACCACUUCUACCAUCACUGCCCCAAAAACAUUUUAUUUUGUAAUUUCAGUUAGUUUUAU
Molecule: messenger RNA, 2926 nt
Organism: Ilex paraguariensis (yerba mate)
Lineage: Eukaryota; Viridiplantae; Streptophyta; Magnoliopsida; Aquifoliales; Aquifoliaceae
Source: the annotation of a GenBank genome assembly